This is a messenger RNA of Periophthalmus magnuspinnatus, 1738 nucleotides long. RefSeq names its product melanopsin-A-like. Gene Ontology annotation, molecular function: G protein-coupled receptor activity. Gene Ontology annotation, cellular component: membrane. The record is from RefSeq and is a predicted model, not a curated record. Lineage: Eukaryota; Metazoa; Chordata; Actinopteri; Gobiiformes; Gobiidae. Bases 104 to 1738 code for a protein of 544 amino acids. Gene Ontology annotation, biological process: G protein-coupled receptor signaling pathway; visual perception. The transcript has 11 exons.
GACCAAACGCCUGGGCUGGUCCUGCUUUAGUGCUUGGCGUUUGGUUACACUGACAUUAAAAGAGGGAGAGAAGAGGAGAGAGAGAGAAGGAGGAGGGAGAACCAUGGACUCCAGGCUGCUCGUGGGACCGGGGAUACCCACCACUAAGACCCCCCCCUGGGUCAACAUCAGCCACUACGACCCCCACCGCCUCCAGGAUUUAGCCCCCAUUUCUACAACUGUGGCGCCUGUGCCCGCUUACCCUUUCCCCACCGCAGACGUCCCAGACCACGCCCAUUACAUCAUCGGGGUGGUUAUAUUGUUUGUGGGCAUCACGGGCAUGCUGGGAAAUUUCCUGGUUAUAUACGCAUUCUGCAGGAGUCGAAGUUUGCGCACUCCCUCAAAUAUCUUCAUCAUAAACCUCGCAGUUGCAGACUUCCUCAUGUGUCUCACUCAGACGCCCACGUUCUUCGUGAACAGCAUGCACAAGCGCUGGAUCUUUGGAAGGAAAGUGUGUGAGUUGUACGCGUUCUGUGGCGCUCUCUUCGGGAUCUGCGGUAUGAUUACACUGAUGGUGAUUGCAGUGGACCGGUACGUGGUCAUCACCCGCCCCCUGGCCUCUCUGGGGGUCAUGUCCAGAAAGAAAGCCCUGCUCAUCUGCACUGUGGCCUGGGUCUACUCUAUGGGGUGGAGCCUGCCCCCCUUCUUUGGAUGGAGUGCUUAUGUUCCCGAGGGUCUGAUGACCUCCUGCUCGUGGGACUACAUGACCUUCACACCUCUGGUCCGCUCGUACACCAUGCUCCUCUUCACUUUCGUCUUUUUCAUUCCUCUGGGGAUCAUCAUCUUCUGCUACUUCUGCAUCUUCAGAGCCAUACGACACACUACCAGGGCUAUAACAAAGAUAAACUGUCAAGGAACCAGGGACUCAGCGAAGAAGCUCCACAAACUGAGGAGUGAGUGGAAAAUGGCCAAGAUCGCUCUGAUUGUGAUUCUGCUGUUUGUCCUCUCCUGGGCUCCGUACUCCUGCACCGCGCUCACGGCGUUUGCUGGGUAUGCGGACCUGCUGUCUCCUUAUAUGAACUCUAUACCUGCCGUGAUUGCCAAAGCCUCCGCCAUCCACAACCCCAUCAUAUACGCCAUCACGCACCCCAAAUACAGAUCCGCCAUCAGCCGUUAUGUGCCAUACAUCGGUGCCCUGUUGUGCAUAAAAUCCAGAGACCGCUUCAGCAGCAGCAGCUUCCAGUCAACACGACGCUCUACUCUGGCCAGCCAAUCAGACAGCGUGCAUCCCAGCAAAGUCCCGCCCUCCCUGUCUGAGAGCGAAUCAGGGCGGUUUUCGGACACGGAAGACGACUUGUCAGCACCCGCCAGUCGACAAGGGUCCGCAGAGGUCAGACAGGGGCGUCGUCAAAGCCAAAGGUCAAAGUUGAAAGUUUAUGGAGCAGAUAAACAAGCGGGAUAUGACAACUCUGACCUCAGUAUGUGUCAGCUUUCACAGAUAUCAAGUGUGACGGACACUGAAGACAUUUCUCUCUCAGACCUGAAUCUCCAGCCGACCAGUCUCCUCCCUGCAGCGUCUGACUCGGUCCACAGACCAACAGCCAAUAAAACAUCUGUCAUCGUCACGUCCAUCUCCAGCCCCUCCAUUUUGGACAGUCCCCCCGGUUAUCAUGGCAACUUCAAAAUAGCCAAAACGUGCAGCGGCAUCGCCAAGGACCCUCUGGACAUCGCACGGUUGGAGGCUACGGCUUUACCAUAA